AUAAAAUUUAUGGAUUACCAAAUCUCUCUGGAUUACCUGAUGAAGUCAUGGGUAAUAUUUUCAAAUAUAUUCGCUCACCAUCGAACUUAUUAAGGGUUAAUAAAACUUGGACUAAAUUAUCCAAAAGAUGUGAAGUUAAAGCUAGAGGAAACAUUGAUAUCGAUCAAAUUCGUAAAGUACAGCAAAAAAGUGCUGUACCUUGGGGUAGUGAUACGCCACUUGAUGUGUUCACUUAUAUAAUGCUUGAGGCGUCAAAAAGAUUAAACCCUGAUGAAUUUGUUCCUUACAGCGAUCUUGCAGAUGAAAAACGCGAUAAAUUCUAUAAAAAUAUUAUAGUAGAAGCUAUUAAGCCGGAGAGAAAUAUUAACAGACUUGAGGUUUUAAACUUCUUGGGUGAAACUAUUGGAAAUGAUUGUAGCGAAUUUUUCAUGGAUGUGAUGAAAACAUUUGAAGAAAAGAAUUCAAAUUAUGCUAUUGAGGGAAAAAUAUCAAAUAAUGAUACCCAACCCAUGCCUAGCAUUAGCAAUCAUGUGAAAUCUGUCUACAAACCUCUAUCAUUUAAUUUUGUUUUUUACAAUUGGAUUUUAUUUAUGUUUACAGAAAAUUCUGAUAUUGCAAGUUUGGCAUUUAAAGAUAUCUUAGCAACUAGAAUAAGUUUUGAUCUUAAUCCGGAUUGUUGUAAAACUUUUGAAGCUAAGUUUAUUCAAUCAUGUAAUAUUUUUAAGGUUUAUUGCAAUAUCAGAAAUUUCUUUUUAGUCUCAGAUCUUGAACUUCUUAAAAACGUUUCUCAUGAAGAUAUUCUUUGUCCUCUAUUUGAAUUUUACAUACCGAAUAUGUUUGGAAUUUCACCUACAUUUAAAAUGCCGCUGAAAAUUACAGAUGAUUUUAAUGUAUAUUUUAAACCGAAAAGAAAACGGAAAAAAAGAAUUAUGUUAAAAGAACAAAAAUUAGAAUGGUUUAUUGCUAUUGAAAAUAUUCAUAAUGAUAUUGUAGAGAGGGGUAAUUCGGUAGUUAUGUCAUCUAAAUUUAGAAAUUGCAUCGAAGACAUUUACUAUAGGCUUGAGGGUGUAGCUGAAGAAUUGAAAAUAGAAUUAGAAAAGAGAAAUUUACCAAAAACCAAUGUUAAAAAGUAUAAAAUUGAUAAAGACAAGAGAAGUAAAAAAAUUCUUGACGUCCGAUAA
Dentiscutata erythropus is the source of this 1181-nucleotide messenger RNA. The record is from the annotation of a GenBank genome assembly. NCBI's taxonomy places the organism in Eukaryota, Fungi, Glomeromycota, Glomeromycetes, Diversisporales, Gigasporaceae.